AUGCAUCAGGAGAUUACAGACUCAUUAGUAGAUGCUCAAUCAUCAGCAGAAGAAAGGCCCAGAACCGAAGCAGAAGGCAGGCUUAGCGAGUUGCAAAAGAAAAGGCUUCUUGUAUUACACUUGCUUGGACAGGAAGAAAUGUUUCAGGAGAUUACAGACUCAUUAGUAGAUGCUCAAUCAUCAGCAGAAAAAUGGCCCGGAACCGAAGCAGAAGGCAGGCUUAGCGAUUUGCAAAAGAAAAGGCUUCUUGCAUUACACUUGCAUGGACAGGAAGAAAUGCUCAAUCAGGAGAUUACAGACUUAUUACCUGGAGACGAAGAAGGCGUCGCUCUUCAAGCAAUUGAAUUCUGGAGUUCUAUUUGUCGUAAAGAGAUUAGAUAUAAAGGUUCUAUGCCUGGUGAUUCAGAUACUCAUUCUCGUCGUUUGAUUCAAAAGGCUUUACCUUCGUUGGUUCCUAUGUUGCUUAAAACUUUAUUCAAGCAAGACGAAGAUCAAGAUAAAAAAGACGAUAUCUUGAAUCUUGCAGCGGCUGGAGGAACAUGUUUAGGUCUUGUUGCUAAAACUGUAGGUGAUGCUGUUAUUCCUUUGGUUAAGCCUUUUGUGCUGGAAAACAUAUCAAAGCCUGAUUGGCGAUAUCUUGAGGCUGCCAAACAUGCAUAUGGGUCAUAUCUUGAAGGUGUAACUGUCGAAAAGCUAUCCGAAAUUGAUGAUUUGGAUCUAGAGUACCUGCUUACUGCCAUGAGGGAUCAAAACAGACAUGUGAAAAUUACUGCUGCACGGACACUGAGUCGUAUUUUUCAAUUAGAUCCUCCUCCAGCCACUGUAAUUUCACCCAAGCAUCACAAUAUCAUCAUGGCGGUUCUUCCAGAAAUUGUCAAAGAUUCUCCCGGUGUUCUUACACCAAUGAUAGGAGUUCUCAGAAUUAGCAUGAAAAAACUUUGGGUAACAGAUGAUGAUGAAACUGAGCGCUUUGAUAGAGCAAAAGAAGCUUUGAUAUGUUUGCAAGUAAUAUUUCAGAAACUUGGCAGUACUGAUGAAACUGCCGACUCUACUAUUAAGGCUGCAGCAGCUGAAAUUAUGCAAGUGUUACUUAACAUAUUUGAUAUCAAAAGCCCAACAGUUCAUGAAAAAGCAAAGCUCUCGACAGUUCGUGAAAAAGCAUUUCUUGCUGUUGGUGCUAUAGCUUAUGCUAUUGGACCAGCAUUCGAAGAAUAUACGAAAAGGUUUUUAAGAUAUUUGGUAGCGGGUUUUAAGGAUCAAAGGGUAUGUUCCGUUUGUCUUGGGGUGUUUGGUGAUAUAUGUCGUGCUUUGGAUUACAAGGUGCUACCUUUUUCUCAUGGCAUCAUGCCACGGCUAGUCAAACUUCUUUCGAGUGUGGAUGUGUCUGUUAAGCCUCCAGUUUUUUCAUGUUUUGGUGACCUGGCACUUGCAAUUGGCUCAGAGUCUGAAAGACUUGUGCCUUAUGUGGUGCCACUGAUGGAAGAAGCUGCUAAGAUUGUUGAUGAGGAAAUGGUGGAGUAUGGAAAUCAGUUGAAGCAAAGUAUCUUCGAGGCAUAUUCGGGUCUUUUACAAGGAUGUAGAAGUUCAAAGGCUGAGAUCAUGGAGCCUCAUGUUCCUCAUCUUUUGAAGUUCAUUGAAGCUGUUGUUAAGGAUGCUAAGAGGGAUGAGAGUGUGCUAAAAGCAGCGGUAGUAGUGCUGGGAGAUCUUGCAGAUGCACUUGGUCCAAACGUGAAGAAGUUUGAAAAACAGGUGGCAUUCGGUAGGGAAUUUCUGGGAGAAUGCCUUAAAUCUGAAGACAAACAACUCAAAGAGACUGCCACAUGGACCCUAAGAAUGAUGGAUCCUGUUCGUGUAUUCUCCAAAUGCGGAACUCAAGAUCAAAAAGACGAUAUCGGGAAUCUUCCAGUGGCUGGAGUCAAGCCUUUUGUGCUGAAAAAUAUAUCAAAGCAUUGGCGAUCUUGUGAGGCUGUCAAAUAUGCGUAUGGGUCAUAUCCUGAAGGCUUGAGUGACGAACAGCGAUCCCAAAGGGUUGGUUCUGAUCUAGUUUACCUGCUUCAAGAGGCCAGAGGUGAAAAUAGUGGUGAGAAAGACCGUGCUGUUUGGACACUGAGUCGUCUUUUUGAGUUGUUACACAAUCCAGCCACUUAUACUUCUGAAAUAUCACUCAAUCUUACAAUGCUCAUGGAGGUUCUUGAAUGUUACAUGUACAAAGAUGUUUGUCGGUUUCCCCAUUUUAGAAAGAAGGUCUGUGUGGCCGUUUAUCAUCUUGCGAAAGGGUAUGGGAAGAAGAAGUCACCUGUUCUUGAACCUGAUCAUUAUCCACAUAUCUUAAGGUGUCUUGCUGCAGCUGGUCGAAGUGCCGAUCCAGAGUUAGCGUCUGCUGCUUAUAAAGCAGUGAAUGAGCUUGUUAAGUAUUCUAAUCCUGACGGAUCAUCUCAAAUGUGA
Molecule: messenger RNA, 2445 nt
Organism: Helianthus annuus (common sunflower)
Lineage: Eukaryota; Viridiplantae; Streptophyta; Magnoliopsida; Asterales; Asteraceae
Product: importin subunit beta-1
Exons: 3
Coding region: 1-2445 (814 amino acids)
Biological process (GO): protein import into nucleus
Cellular component (GO): cytoplasm; nucleus
Molecular function (GO): nuclear import signal receptor activity
Source: RefSeq, a predicted model, not a curated record